Molecule: messenger RNA, 562 nt
Organism: Drosophila melanogaster (fruit fly)
Lineage: Eukaryota; Metazoa; Arthropoda; Insecta; Diptera; Drosophilidae
Gene: lectin-37Db
Product: lectin-37Db
Exons: 2
Coding region: 23-475 (150 amino acids)
Cellular component (GO): extracellular region
Source: RefSeq, marked reviewed
GUUGCAAACUGAAGCUCGAGGAAUGAUGGUCAAACUUCUCCUGCUGUUCCUGGUAUGCUGGAGUGCUCUUCCUUUGGAGUCAUCUCCCUUGGGUAACCGAUAUAACCUAGAGAUCGGUGAAAAGCAGUACUACAUUUCGUUGGCAAAGACCAACUGGUUCGAGGCAAGCAACCACUGUCGUCAGAAUGGCGGAUUUCUUCUCAAUUUGGAGAGCAGAGAGGAACUGGAGCUCCUUAGCCCCCACCUUCACCCAGCCUACAGCUAUUGGCUAUCCAUCAAUGACCUCGGCGAACGGGGCGUAUACGUGUCGGAGGCCACUGGUCUAGAGGCUCCGUUUCUUAACUGGUCCGCCGGAGAGCCGGACAACAGCAGUGGCUACGAUCGAUGUGUCGAGCUGUGGUUGUCGACAACCUCCUUCCAGAUGAACGACCUCCCAUGCUAUAGCUCCGUCGCCUUCAUUUGCCAGCUUAACUAGGAUCAAACUCUGGACUUCCAUCAAAACAACUUGUUUUCUAAAUGGUUAAAAUUAUAAAGCUGCAAUUUUUCUUAGCUAGCAAAUACU